CAGCUGAUCGAAGACGUUCUAAAGAAAAAUUUCUACACUUUUUUUAGUUAAAGACUAUUUCCGUUUUUAAUUAAGAAACUUUUUAAUUUAUAAAAGAAAACAAGACAUGUAUUAAUUAAUUAAAAUAGAUAAUUUAACACAUAAUCAAAAGCAUUUAGCGAAAAGCAAGAAAAUAACUUUAGCAUUAUGGCGGUUUUAGGAGCUCAAUUGGUGAUUACACUGAUUAUGGUCAGUGUAAUACAAAAAUUAAAUCCACACUUUUCAUUUGCCAAAUGGAUUUUGUGUUCAACCGGCUUAUAUCGUUACUUACACCCCACCGAUGAUGAACUGAGGACAAAGGGCGGUGUGCCCAAGGAGAAACAACAAAAAGGCGGCUACAAGGGCAACAAACAUCAACAGAAUGGUUCGACUAAAAGCAAAGAGGGUCAAUUUCAUAUACCACGUAGCAUAGAGAUUGAUUUGGAAACUACCCCAGUGGUUGCUAAGGAUGUUAUAUAUUUAAGAUAUUUUACCGAAUAUCAAUGGUUGGUGGAUUUUAGUAUGUACGCAGCUAUAGUUUAUAUAAUUUCAGAGGUUUAUCAUUAUUUCGUUCCUCUUAAGAACGAGGUCAACUUAAGUAUGGUGUGGUGCUUGUUAGUGAUAUUCUUUGCCAUAAAAUUGUUGUCUUCUUUGACCGUUUUAUACUUUCAAAGUGACGAAUCUAUCGGUGAACGUUCCAUGGUCAUUGUUGCUUGUCUGGUUUAUUUGCUAAUAGCCAUGAUUGUUUUAAUUAUAGAUGAAAGUAUAUUGGAGACGGGCUUGGAAGAUGCUUAUGCUAGUUUUAAUGCUAAUGCUUCCAAAUUUUUAAGCGAACAAGGAUUACAAUCAUCUGGUCCUGCCUCAAAAAUAGUUGUUAAAUUCUUUAUGGCUUUGGGUUGUGGUAUUUUGGGUUCACUAUUUACCUUUCCCGGUCUGCGUAUGGCAAAAAUGCAUUGGGAUUCUUUGAGAUAUUGUCGUGAAAAUAAAUUUUUACAAAUUCUCUUAAACAUCAGUUUUGUUUUGCCUUUUAUUUUGGUAAUCUUAUGGAUAAGACCCAUUAGUAGAGAUUACCUGACGGUGCGUGUAUUUCAAGGAAUGGAAGAACCUUUACUUAAGCCUCAUAUAUUUGAAACACUACGCUUGUUGCUGGUAGUAUUUGUGGUGAUAUUACGUUUUGCCUUAAUGCCCAUUUACUUGCAAUCGUAUCUUAAUUUGGCUCAUGAUAAAAUUAUGGAUUUACGCAAAGAAGCGGGACGUAUAACUAAUUUUGAGUAUCAGAAAAAGAUUUCUUCCAUUUUCUAUUAUUUGUGUGUGGUUACUUUACAAUUUGCGGCACCUUUGAUUUUAUGCUUGUAUCUUACAUUAAUGUACAAAAGUUUAGGUGGCUAUAGCUGGACUGGCAUAUUUAAGGAAACUGUUUUACAGCAUGAAUGUUCAGCAGAUUUAGAACCUGCUUUGGAUAUGUCUCAGGACUUUAUAGAAGGCAGCGGCCUGCCGCUUUUAACAGAAGAAACUGAAAAUGAAUUUAAUAUUUUAGAAUCAGCACAAAAUUUACAAAAUUCUAUUAUGAGUUUAAAGAAUGUAUUUAGCACAGAGGUUUAUAAAGGUUUCUUGGGUUUUGCCACCUGGUGGAGUUAUUUCACCUUAUUUGCCACCUCAUCUUUGGGUAUUGUUUAUCAGUCCUAUUUCAACAAAACCUAAGGUUACUGUCAACCAUCUCGAAUCCAUCCCUUAAAGCAAUAACACAUAAUUUAUUUUAUAAGAAUUUGUAAAGUUAACACUUCAAAUUUAAAAACCAAAAAAAGUCAUUAGUUAGUAAAAAUUUGAGAUUAAGUUUUAAAUUCUUCAUUUGUUAAAUUUCAUUCAAACCAAACAUUUGUAAACAAGUCCUUUUUCAACAAAUCUUUGCCAUAUUUUCUGUGUGUGUGUGUUUUAUUUAUUAUUUAUACUUUGUAUAAAAAUUGAAAAGAUAUUUUCAUACAUAAAACAUUUAUAAUUAUAUAAAUUUAA
Molecule: messenger RNA, 2028 nt
Organism: Lucilia cuprina (Australian sheep blowfly)
Lineage: Eukaryota; Metazoa; Arthropoda; Insecta; Diptera; Calliphoridae
Gene: emei
Product: transmembrane protein 161B
Exons: 8
Coding region: 187-1719 (510 amino acids)
Source: RefSeq, a predicted model, not a curated record